Molecule: messenger RNA, 4303 nt
Organism: Xiphias gladius (swordfish)
Lineage: Eukaryota; Metazoa; Chordata; Actinopteri; Istiophoriformes; Xiphiidae
Gene: mnta
Product: MAX network transcriptional repressor a
Exons: 6
Coding region: 165-2012 (615 amino acids)
Biological process (GO): regulation of transcription by RNA polymerase II
Molecular function (GO): DNA-binding transcription factor activity, RNA polymerase II-specific; protein dimerization activity; RNA polymerase II cis-regulatory region sequence-specific DNA binding
Source: RefSeq, a predicted model, not a curated record
CGUAAGUGGUAGAGUUUCAAUUGAGGGGGUGUCCGAUUAGCCUUUUUCUCCAGCUUUAGACUGGGGACCUCUCCCUGUGCUACGCGGGCGCGUAUUGCAUUUGUUCUUUCGCCUUUCCCCUUUAAAAAAAAAAAAACUAAGACAGUUUUUCGAACUGGACAGAAAUGAGCAUCGAAACGCUCCUGGAAGCAGCCAAGUUUUUGGAAUUGCAAGCCCAGCAACAACAGAAAGCACGUGAGGAUGAACUAAAGGAAAAGCUUCGUCUGGAGCAGCUGACAGGGCAGAGGCACUCUGACGUGAACUAUGACUCAACAGUCCACAUCAACAAUGUUUCUAAAGCAGAGGAGCUCCGCACUGAGCGCCGCCCGGCCCCCAUACCAACCUCUCUGCCUCCCCCCAUCAUCCCCAUUACUGUCAUCCCCAUCCCUGUGGUCACACCCAACCCUACAGGCUCACCCACUCUGCCUGUUGCCACGCUCUCCCCUCCAGCUGCUCCUCCACUGGCCUCCCCAAGGAGAGACCCUCAUUCCCCCCAUGAGCAGAGUGCUGCUGCUCAGCCACGCUCUCCACAGCCCAAACUUGACCACCCGACUUCUGUGCUGACUGCCAGCCACAAUCAGCCGAUACAGAACCACCACCAACCACAGCUCAUCGCCCAAACUAACACUAAACUACAGCCGCAGACACACCAGCAGCUGGUCCAACGCUAUCCCAGCUCCAUCGUGUCACCCUCACAGCAACAUGCCUUACUCCCACAGUCGGGCCCUGUGCUCCAGCAGGCUCCUCUACAGAAUGGCCCCAUUAGCCGUGGGAGUCCUCCUGAUGAUGGGCGCCAGCUGGACAACAAGAAGAGGCCUGGAGGGGCAGGCACAAGAGAAGUGCAUAACAAGCUUGAGAAAAACAGACGAGCACACUUGAAGGAGUGCUUUGAGACGCUGAAAAAGAACAUCCCCAACAUCGACGAGAAGAAAACCUCCAAUCUGAGUGUGCUGAGAAGUGCGCUGAGAUACAUUCAGACGUUGAAGCGGAAAGAGAAGGAGUAUGAGCACGACAUGGAGCGAUUGGCCAGAGAGAAGAUAGCCACGCAGCAGCGAUUAGCAGAGCUGAAGAAUGAGCUGAGCCAGUGGAUGGAUGUGAUUGAGAUCGACCGCGUCCUCCGACAGACAGUGCAGCCUGAAGAGGACCAGGCCUCGACCUCUACUGCCUCAGAGGGUGAAGACAUUAUGGACGAUGACCUAGAUGAAGAGACUGCACCGAGAGCACAGACUGCCUUACCCACCGUGCCUCAAACUGUGAAACCCGAGCUGCACAAGACUGCAACACCCGCUCAGACCCCAACCCUGACACCCCCCACCACCACUACCUCCUUCAUCACUCAACACAUCUCCAUCCAGCACAAAGCCCGUCUGCACCAGCCUCAGCCGCUGCCAGUGACUCCUCCACAGCCAGUGUCCAAGCCUUCAGCUCCACCUGCACUCACAGCAGCGACAUCCAGCACUCCCAGUCAGCCCUUGAUUCCCACCCAGACACAGAUGGUGACCACACCCAGCUUACACCCCACAGUUAUUGCCCAUGCUUCAGUCUCCCAUCCCUCAGUCAUCCAAGCAGUCAACCACGUCAUCCAGGGAGGGGGCCCCAAACACAUUGCCCACCUGGCUCCCUCCACCACCACCAGCUCUGUCCAGUUAGCCCCCAGCCACCAGCCCAUCGGCCACAUUACCGUUCACCCGGUGGCACACUUGAGCCAACAUCUACCUGCCCUCUAUCCCCAACCAGUGGCUGUCACACAGCCAGCUGUGGUUGGUCACAUCACCCACACAUUAAACCACGCCCACCCCCAGAUGAACGGCACCACACCUAGCCAACCAGCUGCCACCAUCAUUGGCAAGCAGACAGCAGUGAGCACCCAAAUGGUGGCUCAUCACCCGCAGCUGGUAGGUCAGACGGUGCUCAACCCCGUGACAAUGGUGACCAUGCCCUCCUUCCCCAUCAGCACUCUGAAACUGGCCUGAACACUGCCAACGGGACCACCGGGCUGCAGACAAAUAUGUCUGACGGCAGGGGAGAACCACAGGCCUCAGACCAGGUCAUCGACAAGCCCAGAGCGACGGCAGGGGAGCUGCCGAACACCUCGCUGCUCCACAGAGUACAUUACAGUACAUUAAGCAUUACAGCUGUUGAAACGCAACCGGGAACAUUCCUAAAACAAACUGCAAACCCCGUUCAGUACUACCACAGAGUCCUGAAAUCUUGAUCCGGAAAUUGGGAUAUGCCAGGCUGCAUGUUGGUUGAUAGUCGUCAUGUCGAGUGUGAGUGUGUGUGUGUGGCAGUACACGGUGGGCAGAUCUGCAGUUUUAGACCCUCACUUGACAUUUGUUAUUGAAGAUGAAGGAGCAGUAGUCAUUUUCACAUGAGCUUUACAGAAACAGCUUCAUAUUGGGAAAUCCUGCACUGCUAGUACAGUGUCCAUGACAGCGUCCUGUGAGACUGUUUAUGUUGGUUGAUGGCUAGACUCCCUCAUAUCACUUCGGCUGCUGUGGAUUAACCAAUAGCGGAUCAUGUACUGGAGAGGCUACAUCGGCUUUUGACAGCUGUGACACUGUAAGAUCAGAGUGCUGGACCAGCCAUAGCCAGCACAUUGGGAAUGUGAUUUCAUAGAGCCCCUCCUCUCUAGCAGAGGCACAUGCUGCAGGGCUGGAGCUAAAUCAUGGCCUGAACUACCUCCUGCACAGGAGCUGCAGUCCUCAGUGAUGACACCGGCAGCAGUAGCUCCACCUGCUGGCUGUAUGGGUUUAUUGUAAUACUAUUAUCCCUGUGACGAUGAAAAAAAGUCCUACAAUGAAGUAUAUUGCUUAUCGAUGUGAUUGAAACAACGGCCACUUAAAGUAAGAAAACAUGCAGUUUUAUCAGGGUUUGGUUUUUAGCGUUGGUAUUAAAGGACAAUCAAUCUGUUACUUAUCUGUAGUAUUUGUCCUGCAGACAUACUAGCGACUGUACACUGAGCACAAGUACAAGUUAGUGUUUUAGGAUAAGGUUUUUGUUUUGUCACAGCUGCUAAUAUAUUUUAAAAAUAUUUUUGCCAAAUAGGAUCAGUUUCUACAUCUACAUGGCCCCUACAUGUAAAUGCCACAGCAGACGGUGGUGUGUUGAAAUACUAAACGUGUCGGAGAUAAAAACUCGGUCUGAGUUGAGUGCUUUGAGAUUUUGAAUGUGAAAACCUCAAAAAGGUCCAUGAAAUACAGUAAAAUGUUUUUCUAUGCUGUCUUGUAGAACAAAUGGUAGUAGGAUGUGUGUUUGCAUGCUGUCAAUGCAUGCCAUGGCUGUGUUAAUGUAGUUAAUAUUUUGAAAGUGAGGACUCGUAGCAGUGCCGUCUGUUGUGCUCUGCGAACUUGGACAAGUUGCAGUAGGAAUUUAAGAUUUGUUUGGUGCAGGGCUGAAGCUCUGUCAUCCAUAACUUUUGGUUGCGAUCAAUACAAAGCGAUUUCAGCAGCUGACAAAUCCAAUCAAUGUGUGUGGUUUUUUUUUUUUGGUUUUUUCUUUGUUUUUUUUUUCCAAAUACCAUCCUUUUCCAAAGCUAGCACUGUGAAAAUGAAUUUCUGUUAGUCUCAAUGAGCAGUAAACCUACAGUUUAGCAUAGCACUUGCUGGAACAGCAACAUGCUGGGCUCUAAUUUAAUCUGAAUGUACUGACCUGUGAAAGGAUACAGAGUAGCUCACUCACCAGAAGUUUAGCCCUUUUGUUUUUAAAGAAAAUGCGAUUACUAUAUUGAAGCAUCAUGUGUAUGUAAAGUGUAACAUUUAAAACUGACUGUGUUUUUUAAGAUUUGCUGUUGCUUGUUUCAUCUGGAGAAUAACUUCUUCUGUUCAGUGUAACUUUUAUAAUAGUUUUUUUUUUUUCUCCUCCCUGGGACCAUGUACAGUGCUGUGUAUAUGGGGUAAUGACUACACAGACCUCCUCCCAUGUUGAUAUCACAUUCGGCCACUUUGGAAAGUAUUCUCCCCUUAAUUUUUGUAUUUUGUUCUGAUGCAAUAUGAUUACAGCGAGGACUUUUUUUUUUUCUCCAAAGCUCUUAAGUACAAAGAUAAAGCAACCCUUUGUUCACCUUCAGUGUUUAUGCAAAUGAUCCUGAACAAAUGCAUUAUGAAAUCAUAUUGUAGCAAAGCAAAAUGUGUAAAAGUUAAAGGGGUUCAAAUACUUGAAGAAGCAACAAUAUACUUGUUUGUUUUCCCUAUGGAGAAAGUCUAAGUUGUAUAUAGCCUGUAAAUAUUGGGCUGCAUUUAGAUCUAACUGUAUUAUGUAAAAA